GACGUGUAAUUGACAGCUGGACAUUUUUCAUGCUCAAUCUCGGAGGAAAGUCUGUCAAAUUCUUCCGAUCAAAAUCCAAAACAACACGAAACUCUCAUUCGGAUCCGGUGUUUUUUUUUCUGGGUCAGAACAGACCGGAGAUCUCAGUCGGAUUCGGAUGACUUCAUCUGGAUCUGUUGGAUACUUUGUGACUGUUUAUAUCAGAACGCGGAGCGGCAACAUUGUAACUUUUGGAACAUUGUUACAUUCUUUCUGUUGACGUCAGCGGGACGCGAGAGUGGAUGCGGGCGCGGUGAUCGCGGGUCGUGGGGAGUCCUGUAGCCGAGCGGAGUGAGGGUUGGUAGAUCUGGAUCCAGAGCGAAGCCCCGGUUUGGGGGGUCAUGGGGGGCAGGAGAAGAAGAUGCCUGAGGAGGAAGCAGGAGGACAGGGGCGAGAGACAUACAACCUGUCCCGUCUGCGAAGUUCCUCUCUGGAGAUCAAGGAGAAGGGAACAGAAUUCCUCAGAGAGCAGCUGGAUGCUGCACAGAAGGAGCUAAAGUUGAAAGACGAGGAGUGUGUCAGACUGUCUCAUGUCAGGAAUCAGCUCGAGCAGGAAUUGGAGGAGCUCACUGCCAGUCUGUUUGAGGAGGCCCACAAGAUGGUGCGUGAAGCCAAUGUAAAACAAGCAGCAGCUGAGAAACAGCUAAAGGAAGCACAGGGCAAGAUUGACGUCCUGCAAGCGGAGGUGUCCGCACUGAAAACUCUGGUAUUGACCUCUACGCCGUCCUCCCCGAACCGACAGCUCCACCCUCAGCUGCUGUCCCCAGGUUCCAGUCGCGCCUCCUCUCGGCCCCAGGGCCACACACGCAAUAAGAGCGCCAGUGGUGCGUUACAACUGCAACCAGAGGCAACCGCAACAGAUCAAGAGACAAUACAGGAUGACAAAGAGUUGGACUCAGUGUUGUAUGCGGAGUUUCUCUCAUGGAAAGAGUCGCCCAGUGUAGAUCGCUCAUCAGCCUUCAUCAGCAGAGUUUACAGAGAAGAUAUCGGGCCCUGCCUUUCAUUUACCUGCUCUGAGUUGUCUCAAUCUGUUCAGUGUGCUGUGGAGAAUAACUCUCUCACCAUCGAGCCUGUUGGCAUGUCAACGUUACCCAUGGUGAAGGCCAUCGAGUGUGGAGGACACAACGGUUGCCGGGCGCCCAUAGAAACCAAGUGUGCGUUGAGUGGCAUGUCCCGCCCCUGUCGACAUCGCAUCAAACUGGGUGAUAAAGAGAAUUACUACUAUAUAUCUCCUUCCAGCAGAGCGCGGAUCACGGCUGUGUGUAAUUUCUUCACCUACAUCAGAUAUAUCCAGCAGGGCCUUGUCAGACAGGAAGUUCAGCAGAUGUUUUGGGAAGUGAUGCGUUUACGGAAAGAGAUGAGUGUGGCCAAACUGGGAUAUUUCCUGACGGAAGAGAGCUAGAAAACCAUCGAACAACAGUACGAUAGAAGUUACUGGCCAUGUACACAAACACUCCCAUGAUGGUGUUUUAUAAAAACAUAUUCAUGUACAGUAUGUAUUCAGAGACCACUACAGAAGAACACUUUUUUUUUCCUGAGCCAGUGACAGUUUACUGAUGUCAAGUUUUUUUGUUAUGUUUGCUUUAGGUAAGACUGAACUCUGUAAACUGUUAGCCACGACAGAGUGCUGUAAACUCAUGACUUCAGCCUUCACAGUCAGACCUGACAUGCUUUAAAGGAUUAGUUCACCCAAAAAUGAAAAUUCAGUCAUUGUUUACUCACCCCUGUGUUGUUAUAACACUAUAUCACUUUCU
Messenger RNA from Myxocyprinus asiaticus (Chinese sucker), 1793 nucleotides. It is a transcript of the gene rab3il1, whose product is annotated as RAB3A interacting protein (rabin3)-like 1. Lineage: Eukaryota; Metazoa; Chordata; Actinopteri; Cypriniformes; Catostomidae. Gene Ontology annotation, molecular function: guanyl-nucleotide exchange factor activity. Gene Ontology annotation, cellular component: Golgi to plasma membrane transport vesicle. The coding region runs from base 401 to 1441 and encodes 346 amino acids. The transcript has 11 exons. Gene Ontology annotation, biological process: exocytosis. The record is from RefSeq and is a predicted model, not a curated record.